ACAACUAUUUUAUUAUUUUUAUCCGCCCACUUCUUCAUCUUCUUGGCCGCCUUUACCAAGUAUGAUUUGGCCACUCGUCGAGAAACUUGACGCAUGCCCGAUAGACGAAUCUGAUUCUGAAGGAACUAGAGCCGUGAUGCUCGAGACUAUGGGUGACCAAGUUCAAGCAAUAGUAGAGGAAUUUUCCGCCGCGCUGCGCCCGGAAUCCUCGAACAAUCUCAUGAUUAAUACUGCGGCUCCAACAGGCACCCAGGCCAAAAAUAGGUUGCAGAACUUGUCGCCCUCCCUCCAGACAAAAGCAUGGCCUCAGGCUCUGGCCAGACAGGCCUCGAAGAUGAAGCCCACGAAGCGAUUUUUGAACUUCCAGGCAGAGAGACUCUGGACAGCACGAGCGGACCGUCAGAUAAUCUUCCAGCGAAUGCAUCAAACAUUGGGGAUACCACGACGCCAUCCGAGCCCUCAGAUUGCUAAUGAUGAUUCUUAUUUAAAGGCGGAAAAAAACCAGGGUGAAAAAUGCAUAUUUCUGAACGGAAGAACUGUCAUGUUCGGUUGCUACUCCGGACUCUUUAAAGGCCUUGAGCCUGCCCCAAAAGAAUUGAAUCCGGAAGUCACGGAACUCCCUUUACCACUCCUCUUUCUUGGCCGCCCGCUUUGCUAUGCGUCUACUCUGCCUUGGGGACAUAGACCCUUCCUCGGAGACUUGCCCCCGCCCGACCCAAUUCCAAUUCAAGUUCUUAUUCACUGGAAAUGCUGAAGUUUGAGCUUGUGUUUUCCUGUCUUCUCUGCCUCCACCUUAUUUGCUGGAGGGAGGAUACGAUUGUCGAAGCUGAAGCAAUUCCCGAAUAAUAGAGAUUGGCUGUUCUGCUAGCUCUUGAAAGAGUUGGAUUUGGUUACUUGUUGGACUAAGCUGGGGUCGUGCAUGAAAGGGAACUAAGACUGAAAUUAGGCACACUCCCACUCCAAUUUCGGGACUUCUCCUUAGACUUUGACUCUUACUACUAGAAUGUAACCAUGGGAUCUCCUUCAACUGAUAAUUCCCCGCUUUAUAACCCAACACGAUCAUAAGUAAGUGCAGGAGAAAGCUCCGGACAAAAGAGUUUUUGAAAGAUCUACUAGCCGGUCGUCUGGAUAUUAUCCUCGCUGCUUGCUUGCCGAAUAGUCCCUCGUCCUUCUUGCGCUUGAAGCAUAUAACGGCUGGCAGGCAUAAAGGCUCUUGGAGUGCGCUUUCAACGCGUAAAAUGAUGUAAAAAUAAAAAGACCUACAUUCCUUUCCCUUUCCCCUUCUUGGGUGAACCUGUCCCAUUGCCCGAAUCCAGGAAUGGUGAUGUCUCGUCCUGACAUGGUUUACCUUCUCUAAAACGGCUUUAAUGGAAUAUGCCUAGGGCAGAGAAAGGUAAGUUUAUCUAGCCCGAUAGGCAAAGACCUUAAGAGAGGGCACUUCGUUUCGUGGCUUAAACGGCUCUAUUUUCACUAUGCUCCACCGUUAGAGAAGAAAGGAAUAAAAUGAAUAUAGACCC
Molecule: messenger RNA, 1517 nt
Organism: Rubroshorea leprosula
Lineage: Eukaryota; Viridiplantae; Streptophyta; Magnoliopsida; Malvales; Dipterocarpaceae
Source: the annotation of a GenBank genome assembly